AUGGGAACCUCCUACCCCUUACCUCCAGUUGGACCUCCUCAACCACCUCCGCCGCCUCCACCAUUUGGAUACGGCCCACCCGGAUCUCCAGGACCUCCAGGACCACCUGGACAACAGAACCAGCACCCACGAGAUGAUGACGCCCGAUUGAUUCAUGAAGCAGUUAAUCGUGAAUUGAAAUUCAAGAUCAAGAAACUGCACGAAUUCGAUGGAUCGAAGCGGGACAAAUUUUGA
This is a messenger RNA of Marasmius oreades (fairy-ring Marasmius), 234 nucleotides long. RefSeq lists its product as uncharacterized. The transcript has 2 exons. The coding region runs from base 1 to 234 and encodes 77 amino acids. NCBI's taxonomy places the organism in Eukaryota, Fungi, Basidiomycota, Agaricomycetes, Agaricales, Marasmiaceae. The record is from RefSeq and is a predicted model, not a curated record.